Molecule: messenger RNA, 2382 nt
Organism: Miscanthus lutarioriparius
Lineage: Eukaryota; Viridiplantae; Streptophyta; Magnoliopsida; Poales; Poaceae
Source: the annotation of a GenBank genome assembly
AUGAAGGACAUUUCAGUAAUUAGAGAAGAUAACAGUGUUCGCCUACACGGCCGUGUAGGCCGAUUACUCGCCGUGUACACGUUACUCAGCAGCUUUGCGUGCAGUUUAGGCCAUAAACGAUAUGGUACACGGAUGUCUUCAGCUGCAUCUGUUCCUUCCAUAAACCCUAGCAGUAGCCUCAAGAGGAACUCAGGUGACAUUGGGUGGGACUAUGGAGUCCUGGUGGACCCUAACAACCUGAAUGUGAUCAAGUGCAAGUUCUGUGAUCUUGUUGUGAGGGCGGGGAUAUAUAGGUUGAAGCAACAUGUCGGUGGGAUUAGUGGUGAGGUUAGACCUUGCCUCAAGGCAUCGCCUGAGGCCAUAGACAAGUGCAAGAAAGCUGUUGAUGACUCGAAACAAGCUAAGAAGGCAAGGCAGGAGGAGAAGGAAGAUGUCAGGGAUGUUGUGAUCCUUGAUGAUGGUCCAGAUGUUGAAGAUACCACCAUCAAUGGAGAAGGGCUUGAUGAUGUUGGAGACUCGACACAACGCAAGUUGGGGCCUAUGGAUAAGUUUACAUUGCCUAUGGAUUCUAGCUCAUUGAGCAACACAAAACUGGUGAGGCAACAAAGAAUCACUGAAGCAUUAUGGAAAGAGAGAAUGCAUGCCUUGAAGAGAUAUAUUGCAAGAUGGGUGUAUGUGCAUGGAAUACCUUUCCAUGCCAUCAACAAUGAAGAGUUUGACCAAUUGCUAGAAGCUGCUGGACGCUUUGGCCCUGGUGGACAGAAACCAAAUCAGCAUGAGCUGCGGGAGAAAUUAUUGUAUGAGGAAGUGGAGGACACAAAGAAAUUGCUGAAGCUACAAGAGCAAGAAUGGGCCAAAAAUGGGUGCUCCAUUAUGACUGAUGCAUGGACAGAUCAGAAGAGGAGAAGCAUAAUGAAUAUUUGUAUUGAGAAAAUAGGUGCUGAAAAGGUGGUGCAAGUAGUCACAGAUAAUGCCUCCAACAACAUGGCAGCGAAAGCCCUGUUGUCUGUGAAGAGGCCCAAUAUAUUUUGGAGCUCAUGUGCAACACAUACUCUCAAUUUGAUGCUUGAAGGCAUUGGGAAACUGAAAAGAUUCAAGACCAUCAUUGAUCAAGCAAAGGCACUGACCAUCUUUAUCUAUGCACACCAUAAAACAUUGGCUUUGAUGAGGAAAUUCACAAAAAAGAGAGACAUCAUUAGGCCUGGUGUGACCAGAUUUGCUUCCUCUUUUCUCACCUUACAAAGCUUGUAUGAGAAGAAGAAUGAGCUAAGGGCAAUGUCUCAAAGUGAGGAAUGGGAGACAAUCAGUCAUGUCAAGAAGACCCCAAAAGGUGUGCAGGCCACAGCCACUUUGGUGAAACCUAAUUUUUGGGCUGGUGUUGUUCUUUGUAUGAGAGUAUUUGAGCCAUUGGUCAAAGUACUUCGCAUGGUUGAUGGGGAUGUGAAGCCAUCAAUGGCUUCUCUUUAUGGAGACAUUCUUAAGGCUAAGAAAGAUAUCAUGGUGGGCUUAGGGAAUAUUGACAAGGCUGGGACUCUCAAUCUAUACAACAAUAUCAUAGAAAUCAUUGAUGAGAAGAUGAAGGGCAGGUUGGAUAGUCCUUUGCACUUAGUUGCAUACUUCUUGAAUCCCUAUUAUAGCUACAAUGAUUCUUCCAUCUUUGGAGAAGAGGAAGUCAUGGAUGGGUUCUUUACAGCUGUUGAAACUUUUUAUCAUGGUGAUUAUGACAAGCAAAAUCAAGUCCUCAAUGAAGAUCUGCACAAGUUCAAAUAUCAAACCAGCCACUUUGCAAAACCUACAGCAAUGGCUGGCUGUAAGGAUUAUAAUUUCUUCCCAGCCAAGUGGUGGGGAAAUUAUGGAACACAAGUUCCAACUCUACAAAAGAUGGCUAUAAGGAUUCUCUCUUUGACUUCAAGUUCCUUAGACUGUGAAAGAAAUUGGAGUUGCUUUGAUGGGGUUCAUACCAAGAAGAGAAACAGGCUCACUUGUGAGAGAGUUGAGCAACUUGUCUAUGUUCGCUUCAAUAACCUUCAUUCAAAGAAAAAGGCAAAGGCAAAAAAGAACAAUAAAGUAGAUCCUCUAGUAGCAGCAAAUGCAACUUGUGCCCAAGGGUGGAUGGUUGAUGGUGGAGAUGAUGACAACUCUGAUGUUGAUGCUGUUACAGGGCUAACAUGGCAGCAAAUUGUAGAUACAUGUGGGCCUGAGGAGGUAACAAAACUACAUAGGAGCGCAAGGUUGGCUCACCCGAGACAGAUUGAAGAGGAUGUCCAAUCUGAACCUGAAGAGCUACCAAAUGAGGAGGAAGAAAUCGAGUUUGAGUCUGAUCAAGAAGAAGUGGUCACAACUGGUUAUGAGCAAGAUCAUGACACCGCAAAUGAUGAUUGA